AUGAGCACCAUCAUGGUGGUUCCAAACCGAAAAUUUGGAUCGGUGGAUCUGAGGACUCAGACAAUCAUGAUGUUGAUCACUGCAGCUCUUAUUCUCAUUAUCACCUGUGGCAUUGCUCUAGGACAGGAUGUGCCUGAUGAAAUGACAUAUUCAUUGGAUAUGGCACCAGAUUCAGUGGAUGACCUGUAUGAUGGUUGUUCAAGACACAUGACAGACCAGGUGCAGACAUGUUACCUAAAUAGAGAAAUCUCUCUACCAGGCUUUAAAAAAGCUUGGAGAGACGGUGAAGAAAAUUACUUGGAACCACAAGAUGACUUGACAAGGAACCAUUCAAUUGCCAUUAAUGUGUACACUGGUAGUAAAGUACAUGAUGAAUUCAAUAAUGCUGUUAGAUCUGGAAAACAUGCAUACCGUCUACAGGCAUUCAAAUGGUACUCGCUUCACUUUUGGUUGACAGAAGCGAUACAGAUUCUAAAGAAAACACAACAGGAAUGCAAAUUAACAUAUCGUGGCACAAAAGUUAGUUUCAAACAAAGUCUUGUUUUAAACAAAGAGAUUCGUUUCGGCUCAUUUACCUCCUCCUCUCUUGAUCAAAAUGAAACAAGGAAAUUUGGAACUCUUUAUUGUUUUGAAAUCUUUACUUGUCACGGUGCUGAUAUUUCAAUUUACUCCCAGCAUCCUGCUGAGAAAGAGGUUCUGAUUCCCCCGUAUGAGAAAUUUAUCAUCACUGAUAUCAGGAAUGAUCAGAAAGAUGACUGGUGUAAGACUGUGUACACGUUGAGCAGCUCUGGAAUAAAAAGUAACUUAAACUGUGCGGUGGCAUAUCGCAGAUGUCCUUCUCUUUCUCGCAAUUACAUCAGAGGAGGGCGAAUUACAUCCCCCAGAGCAUUUUUAUCUGACCCGCACAACAGUUUUUUUGUGAAAAGUAAGCAUGGCUAUGAAAAACGGAGUAGAGCUGUUCAACAAAGAAUGGACAGCAAAAUAUUUCACUAG
This is a messenger RNA of Triplophysa rosa, 993 nucleotides long. Its product is annotated as ecto-ADP-ribosyltransferase 5-like. The transcript has 3 exons. Gene Ontology annotation, molecular function: NAD+-protein-arginine ADP-ribosyltransferase activity; NAD+ poly-ADP-ribosyltransferase activity. The coding region runs from base 1 to 993 and encodes 330 amino acids. The record is from RefSeq and is a predicted model, not a curated record. NCBI's taxonomy places the organism in Eukaryota, Metazoa, Chordata, Actinopteri, Cypriniformes, Nemacheilidae.